AUGUCGAUUUCCAACAAAAGAAUUAUCCUAUCAAAUCCAAAUAAAAAAAAUUGUUUUGAUUUGGCUUUCAAGUCCUUUGCUUUAAAGGUUCCGGACGAUUGGAUUAUUCCAGACGUCAACACAGAAUUUCUGGAACGUAACUCUUGCCCGGAAGCAUUGAACCAGGUGAAGGAAACUGAUCUGGUUAUUUGGGUGGAUCCACUGGACGGAACGGGCGAGUAUACGCAGGGUUUUCUGGAAGGAGUUACGGUGCUCAUUGGCAUAGCGGUCAAUGAUCGAGCCGUGGGAGGUGUAAUUCAUCAGCCCUAUUUUAACGCCGAUACGGGUGAGCUGGGUCGGACAAUUUGGGGAGUACAAGGAAUUGGUACCGGUAGAUUUACACCCAAACGCCCUCCAACCGAUCGGUUCAUAGUGACCACAACUAGAUCCCAUUCCACUGCAGUAGUUCAAGCUGCUUUAGAUGCUUUAUCGCCGGACGGUAUUCUUAAAGUCGGUGGAGCUGGGUAUAAAGUGUUACAGCUCCUGGAAGGAAAUGCUCAUGCACAUGUUUUCGCGAGUGCUGGUUGCAAAAAGUGGGAUACCUGCGCUCCGGAGGCAGUACUCGAGGCUCAAGGUGGAACGUUGACAGACAUUCUGGGAAGGCAUUAUCGCUACGGGAAGGAUGUACGAUUUCCGAAUGCUUGUGGCGUACUAGGAUCUGCCAGUGGCAUUGCUCACAAAGACAUACUAGCCAAGUUGCCGGACAGUAUGAAACAAGCGAUGAACAAAACAGAAUAGAUGACUUGUUCUAAUAAAGGUUCUAGUACAAUUAACCGUUCUAAAACACCUACAUUUAUUGACAUCAUUAAAAAGAUACCAGUUCCGGAAUCCCAUAACAAAUUGGCAAUUAUUUACAGUUUAGAUUUAGGUUUCUGAAGCAGCGCCCUAAGGUCUCCUUAGAAUUUUACCACCCAAAUUUUUCGGAAUUUCUGCUAUGAAUCGAACACCUCCAUGCAGUCUCUUAGCCGGUGAGGUUCUAUCCGCAACGUAUUUUUUUAAUUCUUCUUCACUGACUGAAACAUCAUCCUGUUUAACGACAAAAGCGAGCGGAAGCUCACCAGCUUC
Messenger RNA from Topomyia yanbarensis, 1104 nucleotides. Its product is annotated as 3'(2'),5'-bisphosphate nucleotidase 1-like. The coding region runs from base 1 to 777 and encodes 258 amino acids. Gene Ontology annotation, biological process: phosphatidylinositol phosphate biosynthetic process. The transcript is spliced from 3 exons. Gene Ontology annotation, molecular function: 3'(2'),5'-bisphosphate nucleotidase activity. The record is from RefSeq and is a predicted model, not a curated record. Lineage: Eukaryota; Metazoa; Arthropoda; Insecta; Diptera; Culicidae.